Molecule: messenger RNA, 1067 nt
Organism: Limulus polyphemus (Atlantic horseshoe crab)
Lineage: Eukaryota; Metazoa; Arthropoda; Merostomata; Xiphosura; Limulidae
Exons: 1
Source: RefSeq, a predicted model, not a curated record
AAUCCGCUAGUUGAACGAUUAUAUGUAUCAGUUUCGAUGUUGUCAAAUAGGAACUUAACCUAUUACAGUCGAGACGAGUUUAUCUACAUUCAACAAGUCUACCUGAAUGAAUAAAUGAACACUCGAGUUGGGCUGGCCAUUUCGCCAGUUGGUCAUAUCGAGACUAUACAAGCACGCUUCGGGUGCUACUGCUAUGUUCUGUACGGCUGUUGGUACGUAACAAGAAUCGCGGCGCUGCGUGGGUCGUGUCCCCCACACUGGGGCGGUCGGUCGGUGGGCCAAACAGGUCAGGCAAGUCCCGCAUCACCGAGGGCGUUAUGAUUAUUUAAACGGUGGGGAGGGAAGCAGCCGACUUUACCGGCCGUCUGACUUCUCCAUCGUGCCAGUGUUGUACGUUACUCUGCCGCUGGUGUAUCGCUCCUUUGUUGCUGUCGGCGUAACUCGGCUUGUUCUUUACCUGUACAACAUUGCACUAGUCAUUUCUGGAAACUGGUUUCUCGGCGAACACGGGUAACAGCAGAAAGCUUAGGCCUAGCGAAGAGUGUCCACUGUUGUGGACUUCGGAGCCACAGCCGGUCUGUUAAUCUUACUCCGUGUAUCAGUGUUACCUGGUGCUUUAUUUAUGAACUAGCACCAUCAUGUAUUCGUUUGUGCGUGGCUCGAGACUCUUUGUGAAAGGAUCGCGUGAACGAGAUGAUGCCGACAAUGUACCGGACCCCGGCGAUCAACUGGAGCCGGAAGACUCUCUUGUGCAGGCUGUCUACCAGACCCGUGCACAAAUGGCGUCUGCCUCGCAGGAGUCUCGCGAGGUUUAUCGGACAGCACACAACCGGAGCGGCCUCCGAACUGUCCAGACUUCACGCAUUAUACGGAAAACGACCACAUUGACCCGAGGUGAGCACAAGACGGUAAGUUCACCCGAGACCCAUACCACGGACCACGCUGGCACGCAAACUAAAGCUCUUCCUCGGCGAAGCAGCGCCACGUCAACUGACUCCGAAUUUGCAGAGAAGGCGAAACGUAUUUACAAGAAAACAUCCGAAACGAAGCCUCGGAAGAAACCUAAG